Solenopsis invicta (red fire ant) is the source of this 4064-nucleotide messenger RNA. It is a transcript of the gene Rcd1, whose product is annotated as KAT8 regulatory NSL complex subunit 3. Bases 558 to 3974 code for a protein of 1138 amino acids. The transcript is spliced from 8 exons. Gene Ontology annotation, cellular component: NSL complex. The record is from RefSeq and is a predicted model, not a curated record. Gene Ontology annotation, biological process: positive regulation of transcription by RNA polymerase II. Lineage: Eukaryota; Metazoa; Arthropoda; Insecta; Hymenoptera; Formicidae.
CACACAUUUGCGUAUAUAAGCAUGUUCGAUUUGUGAAAAUGGAUGCGAUGGAUGCGAGUUUCCUGGCGUUUCCUCGCAUAAGCUCGUACCACGCGCUGCGUACGUAUUACCGUGCUUAGUGAAUAUUAUCAUAAUUAUUUUUGUUCUUGAGUCAUGCGUAUUGAUUGAACGGUAAUACAUGUAAUAAACACGUUUGUCUAAUCGCGCAUCUAAGAAUAUCCCGAAAGUACGUAGAAGUGAAAUAGUCACAGUAUUGUCUAUAGAGGUUUAUUGGAAUUUUCCAAUGAAUGCAGUACUACACGAGACGAAAGUAGUACUGAUUUAAUGAGGACACACUAAACGUUUGUUAUUCAUCGUAAAAAAAGAAGGAAAAUAUAGGAAUAAUUUUAUCAAGGAAGACAAAGAAAAACAAUCAAGGUGUUUGCUAUGACAUAUAUAUGAAUUGUCGCAAUAUUAUAAUACACAAUACGAUAUUUGCAAGGAAUUCACAAAUAUCAAGUGCAUGUGAACAAUUCAGUGACUAUUAGCCAAUUUAGUUUUAAAAAUAAGACAGUAUAAUGUUGACUUCUGUGCCUAUGGCACCGUCUACCUCUGUGAGCAGUUCUGGGCUACCAAGUCCAACUACUGAUACAGUCGAUGACAUUUCAAACAAAUUAACUGCAUAUCUACAUCAAUUAGCUGGAAAUUAUGAGAUGGAGGUUGAUGUAAUAUAUAAAGAUCAUUGUUAUGCCAGACCUUGGAAUUGGAAGCCAGAGAACAAUUAUGUAAAACCUAUUAAAAAACUGUUUUUCUCGAAAAGCAGUGCGAGUGAUAAGCAUAGGAAGGAUGAAGAAAUUGAUGUGGAAAAUAUUGUCAACGAAUCGUUGCCGUUGCCUUUCGAUUUAACUAGAGUUCGACACAUGAUGGACGAGUUUGAACGUUUAGCGAGUUUCGCGCGACCAGAGGAAGAGGAAGAAGAUUGGGAGGAGAAGAUAGAAAAAACUUUAUGGUCUCCGAUCCAGAAUCGAAUAUUUACCAAAGUGACACGGAUAUUGAGCUCAGAGAGGCUCGCAAGAUUAGCCAAGGCUAAGAGCAUGACGGAACCUAUCUUUCGAAGAACAUCGGUGGAUAUUGCAGCGAGAAGAUUUCGGGAAACGUUAGCCUCAACUGGGUGGGAUUGGAGACUGGCCCAAUGGUUGCACAAUUUAUUAUUCGAACAUUUGCCCCAAGAAUAUUUAGCCAUCUACCUCGAUAUCCUACAGGCCUUAAAACUAAAAAUUCCUCAGCUGAUCGAUAAGAUGAUCGCUGUGCAACCUAAUAUAAGUGCUAAAGGAGGUUCGAUAACGUGGGAGACGCUUGGAUCACUCUUAAAACGAUCUUGGGAUCCAGUUGCACAGAAUUUGAGUGGAAACAGACUUAAGAAAUUGCCCGGAAAUCCAAUCUUAAUAAUAGUACCUUCUGGCAUCGCAUCGACCGUCUCCUCUCGUCAACACAAGUGGAUCACGCAGUUAGGAUCGUUAGGCAUGGUCGCUACAGUUCAUACACAUAUGGGUCUGGCGGCCAAUAGAAUGACUAUGAUGGUGUGCAUGGAUCAAUUGGUUCAGGCUACAAGAGCCAAGAUACAAGACGUUAGAAACGAUUGUCCUGGUAGGCCAAUUAUACUCGUGGGUUUUAACGCUGGUGCGGCGCUUGCUUGUCAGGUAGCCCAGAUGGAACACAUAACUGCUGUUAUCUGCAUUGGAUUUCCUUUUACAACAGUUGAGGGAAAACGGGGCACGCCCGACGAUAUGUUAAUGGACAUUCGUUGUCCCGUCAUGUUUAUCAUUGGGCAAAACGCUACCCUUGUUAGACCAGACGACUUGGAGGAACUCCGCGAGAAGAUGAUGGUCGAGACGAGUUUGGUGGUCGUGGGUACGGCCGACGAUUAUCUUAGAAUAUCCACAUCCAAGAAGAUACUCGAAGGCAUCACUCAAAGCAUGGUAGACAGAUGCGUGUUGGAUGAAAUUGGAGAUUUUAUCGGCAGCAUUUUGUUGCAACCCCAUCCGUUGCCAUUGCGACCGACAAUGGCAACAAACUAUGACAACAAGAAUAAAAAGGACUCUCAUAAACGACGAAACUCAACCAGCAGUUCCGUAGAGAGCGAACCUAACUCGCCGACCGUGAAGAAAUCUCGGCCAAGUACGCCAGUGUCUUCUGCAGUAUCGAUCGGGACGAACGUAGCGUCAAGUUCAACUCCCAAAAUCGGUACGUUUAGUACCCAGUCCAAUUUGAUGCAAGCAGGUGGACAACACACGAAUCAUUCUCCCACCGUAAAACGGAAACGACCCGCAAACAAUCAGAGAAAUCAAUUCUCAGAACUGAAGAACACUAGGUCUCCUGGACAGCCAAACAUUAAUUCGGAAAAUGGCAUAACGCUCAAUAUUGGCACACUAGCAAGUUUGGCGCCGAUAGGCCCAAUACGUUUAGCACCUACUACAGUGAGUCAAUCCACGACCACUUCCUCCAAAACGUCCUCUAGCGCAUCUAAAUCUUCGACAGCUAAACCGAAGAUCAUUUCAAAUGUGUCACUGCCAAAUGUUUCAAAGAUAAAAACGAUAGUAUCAAAGUCUUAUUCAAAUGUGAUCGCAAAUAAUUAUAGACAAGGCAAUUUAUCUGACAAAAGUGGGGACACGAAAUUGGUAAACGUUUUUACCACGGGAAAUCAGAUUAGGGUUAAUGCAACUCCCGCAGCGGGAAAUAGUAAGCCUACGGCAACAAGUGGUACAUUGUCGAAUCUUUUGCAAAGCGGAAAGACCUCUAUCGCGCUUGCGAGUGGUGUAUCCUCCGUCCGUACAUCGUCGGCUUCCAGUAUCCUAUUAACGACCACCAAUUCAUCAGCGAAUACCGUAACAUCGUCUGCAUCGACCUCUUCAAAAGCGACGGAAGAAAUGGGAGUGAGCAGUGAUGUUCACUUAUUGGAUGUAUCCAAGUCGGCACACUUACCACGACAAGGAGCUGUAUCCAAUAGCACUGAUAACUCUCAUAAUACAUCGUGCGGUAACAUAGUCAUUGUCGAGAAUUCCCUUCACAACAGAAGUGCGCCUUCGUCGGUGAUAGUCCCAUUUAGCAGUCAAAGCUCCAGUUUUCUGCCGCUGUCCAACAAAUUGAAAAUUUCUCAGAAAUCGAUGAAGACGAUGCCGAAAAUUACAGUUAACACCAAUAACUUGCAGAAACUUCAAAAAGGGAAGCCCCAAAACGUCCAGAAGAGAAACGUUGCAAAUGAUAUAGAUGACGAUCUAGGUAAUAUAUUAGAUAUACCGAUUAUAUUUGCCAAGGACGACGACAAUUUGAGCAACAUGAAUAAGAUGCCGGUGAUGACGCAAGCGACACUAGCCAAGGAGUCUCAGGAGAAACCAAAAUUGAACAACACCACCAAGGUAGUCUUAAUCAGCAACAAACAAGACAAGCUGCCGAGUAAACUCGGAGCGGCUCCCACGCAAGCCGUUAUAUGUCCCAAUAUGCCUGUGCAAAACUUGAAUCAAUUGAUACUGCAGACGCGAUCGCAGAACAGCGGCGCUUCGGCAAAGAAUAGAAUCGGAAUGCCGCUGGAAAAUCGAUUGGUACAACCUACCGUGAAAUACACAAAGAUCAUACUGGCGAAAAGAAACUCGCAAUCCACUCAGCAGAACGAGAGAAGUGAACAGACGGUUGCGAUCAAGAAAGUGGAAGAUAUAAACGCACCUAAAAUUCUGACUUUUGAAAAAAAUGAGCACAGAUUCGUGCAAGCGCAAUCCACAUCAACGAAUUACGAUCAUCAAAUUGAUAACAUGCUCGAGAUUGAGGACGCCAUUAAAACGAAUAUCAUCGAACGCAAAUACAUGCCCGCACCUGCAGUCGACGAGAUGCCAUCCGCAACUCUCGACGACUGUGAUAUUUUCAACGAGACUAAACUGGACGAGAUCGAACGUGAUUCGGAACAAUCUGUUUUCGGCAAUGUUGAUGAAGUGCAAACGUAGAAUAGUAUGUUUAGUUGCUAUACAUAGUUGCUUUGUAAAACAUGAUAUAAUUGCUUGAUGAUAAUUUUGAUUAUACAAUAUUCAAGAAGA